CUUGAAUUUCGUUUAAAAACAUUUAAAAGAAAUUUUACCCCUCUAUCAUAGCAUGCGACGAAUCCCUGUGAUUUGUACUAGAGCUUAACUGAAAAAUGGCGACUUCCAUAAAAGAGGAUGCUGAUGUCCAGGUUACGUUUGAAGAUCAACAGAAGAUCAACAAAUUUGCUAGAAGUAUUGCCAAGCUACAAGAUAUCAAAGAAGAACUGAAGGCAAAGAAGAAAGAACUGGAGAAUCUAGAGUUUGCUGAAGAAGAGUUGAUGAUGUUAGACAGCGAUGAUACGCCCAUUCCAUACCAGGUUGGCGAGGUAUUUAUUAGUGUCGACUCUGACGAGACAAAUACCAUGUUAGAAAAGGCGAAACAGUCUACACGAGAACAUAUGGAAAACCUGGAAAAGCGGGCAGGAGAACAUAAGAAAACCUUGCAAGAUCUUAAAGUGCAGCUAUAUGCCAAGUUUGGUACAAAUAUAAACUUAGAGGAAGAAGAGGACUCCUAGUUCAUACAAAGGAUGUGAACAUUUUAUAAUUGUACUACAGAGGAUAAGUGUUUGAAUAUAUGUAAAGACUUGUUUGAUACUUUUCUUAAUGUCUGUAAGAAGAAAUGCAUAAUAAUAAUAUCAGUAAAAACAGUUGUCAUGAUGCCUGUACAAAUUGAAGUAAUAAAUCAGUCUAAAAUUCUUGUAAGAAGAAAUUAAGCAGUCAGCAGACUUGUCGUGAUAUGUGUGAUAAUACUUUAAGAAGCACUAAUAUAUUUAAAGAAAAUAAUGUAUAGAAAAAUCAUGUUGAAACGUCUCUUAUACACAAAAAAGAGGUAAUACAUUAACAGAAUAAUUUCCAAGGGAAUGAAACAAAUUUAGACUGGGACACUUUCACAAACUAGGUUUGGUGCAGUAACUGGUGAGUGUUUAGCGGAAAUUUGUUGUGAUUCCUGACACAAGAGCUGCACAUGUAAACGAAACAAUCUUUACAGUAUCUAGCAGCUUCCACGUGCUUUCCAUCUUUUUCACAUUGCGAACAUGGAAAGUCAUAAAACGGUUCAUGUCCGCCCUCUAAUGUUGUAGAAAAAUCUCCUCCGGUAGCCAGAGUGAUUUAUCUGGUGACAUAUGUUUGUUUUUGAGUGUGAACGUUUAAGUAAAACAUAAUUUUGCUAUA
Mercenaria mercenaria is the source of this 1152-nucleotide messenger RNA. Its product is annotated as prefoldin subunit 4-like. Gene Ontology annotation, biological process: protein folding. The coding region runs from base 96 to 497 and encodes 133 amino acids. Gene Ontology annotation, cellular component: cytoplasm; prefoldin complex. NCBI's taxonomy places the organism in Eukaryota, Metazoa, Mollusca, Bivalvia, Venerida, Veneridae. The transcript is spliced from 4 exons. The record is from RefSeq and is a predicted model, not a curated record.